AUGGACAAAUGGCUCCAAGAUAGGAAGCUUUGGCUUUUUGGCAGCACGCUGCCACUGCUACCAAGAAGGUCACGCGCGCCGAGCAAGGCGAUGGAAAGGUACGAACGACUGGCGCGACUUGGGGAGGGUAGCUAUGGUGUAGUCUUCCAGUGUAGAGAUCGGCAAACUGGAAAAUUGGUAGCUGUAAAAAAGUUCCAACAAACCGAAGAUGAUCCUCUUAUACGCAAAAUCGCGCUACGUGAAAUACGACUCCUUAAGAAUCUCAAACAUCCGAAUCUGGUCAAUCUUUUGGAGGUGUUCAGGCGGAAACGAAAGUUACACCUAGUCUUCGAAUACUGCGAAUACACGUUACUAAAUGAGAUGGAGAGAUAUCCGAGCGGCUGUCCGGAGAUCACCACAAAACAGCUUACUUGGCAAAUUCUACAGGGUGUCGCAUAUUGUCAUCGAUUGGGAUGUGUUCACAGAGAUGUAAAACCCGAAAACAUUUUAAUCACAGCUGAUGGUGUGGUAAAAUUGUGUGAUUUUGGUUUCGCGCGAAUGCUCAGUCCUGGUGAAAAUUACACGGAAUACGUUGCAACCAGGUGGUACAGAGCACCUGAGCUUCUGGUCGGAGAUACCCAAUAUGGUACACCAGUCGAUGUGUGGGCAAUUGGUUGUGUUUUCGCAGAAUUAAUACGUGGAGAAGCACUGUGGCCGGGAAAAUCGGAUGUGGAUCAGUUGUAUUUAAUUCGAAGAACUAUUGGUGACUUAUUAUCGAGGCAUAUGGCUAUUUUUCAACAAAACGAAUUUUUCGCUGGUAUCACUUUACCGACACCUCAAACUCUUACUCCCCUCGAAUCUGCUCUACCACAUAGAGGCAAUAUAACGCUACAGCUUGACUUUCUCAAAAAAUGUUUGGACAAAGAUCCUGAUGAAAGAUGGUCUUGUGAACAACUACUACAACACUCUUAUUUUGAGAACUUUCAUUUUAAAAUGCCCGAAGCUGAAAUAGAGGAAUUUGAGAAGCUUAAAAAAUAUCGGGAUCGAUCACGAAAUAGUAAUUACAGUCAAAUGGUAUUACCCCAACUUCCUAAAGCUGGUGCUUCAGUACAUAGUCAAAAUGAAAAUCGGCCGAAAAGCUCCUCCAUGCAUCAUCAGCAGGAUUUUGAUCAUCUGCCAACUAUCAAAGGUUGUAAUUAG
Eufriesea mexicana is the source of this 1179-nucleotide messenger RNA. Its product is annotated as cyclin-dependent kinase-like 4. The transcript is spliced from 6 exons. Bases 1 to 1179 code for a protein of 392 amino acids. The record is from RefSeq and is a predicted model, not a curated record. NCBI's taxonomy places the organism in Eukaryota, Metazoa, Arthropoda, Insecta, Hymenoptera, Apidae. Gene Ontology annotation, biological process: protein phosphorylation. Gene Ontology annotation, molecular function: ATP binding; protein serine/threonine kinase activity. Gene Ontology annotation, cellular component: nucleus.